This is a messenger RNA of Phacochoerus africanus (Common warthog), 2328 nucleotides long. Its product is annotated as granulocyte-macrophage colony-stimulating factor receptor subunit alpha-like. NCBI's taxonomy places the organism in Eukaryota, Metazoa, Chordata, Mammalia, Artiodactyla, Suidae. Gene Ontology annotation, molecular function: protein binding; cytokine receptor activity. Gene Ontology annotation, cellular component: external side of plasma membrane; membrane. Gene Ontology annotation, biological process: cytokine-mediated signaling pathway. Bases 367 to 1590 code for a protein of 407 amino acids. The record is from RefSeq and is a predicted model, not a curated record. The transcript has 12 exons.
CUUCCUGUCCCCCCAGAAGAUAACGCUGCAGUGGCCACACAUACGGGGGAGACUCAGCUGAUAGAAGAUAAAGGAUUUCUCCAGACGCUGACCUACGGAAGACCAGUGAAGCCAAACGAGGGCAUCUCAGUGCAGAGGGCACGUCUCAGCGAGCAGGCUCCUUCUUGUGGUCGCCCCGAAACCCCACCUCUAGGAAGGCGCCCCCUCCCCCCGGCCCCUCUGCUCUGUGCCUUCAUCCCACAGAGCCUUCAGGCGCUGCCCACCCCUGCGCACCAGCUGGACCAGGCUCUGCCCUCAAGAGCCCCCCGAAACGGUCCGAGGAAGAUCCCCACAUUUGGCCGACAGGUCCAGCUGUGGGGCUGCAGCAUGGUGAGCCUGUUGAAUUUUGUAAGCCUCCUGGUGCUCGUGAACUCAGCAUGCUUUGUAGACUUACAAUUGGCACAGAAGGAAUCUCCUAUUAUAAAUGUGAAGCUAGAUAAAAGGAAAAAAAUCUUAACCUGGAAUUCCAGGAGAAACAUGACUCAGCAAGAAUGUAUAAUUGACAUACCGUUGGAGGAUCCCAUCAGACCAGCCGUAGAGGUCUCUGAUGACGACACCUACACCUGCACCUUUGUCAGCCACUUGGUGCACAGGGGGGCCAACCUCACCGUGAAUGUCACCGCAGAUGGGCAGGUGUACCAGGAGUUCCUGACAAUUCCCAACCCAGGCAAAGAAGGUUCCGGAGGCACAAACCUGUCCUGCCUUAUCUACAACAUCCGCUUCAUGAACUGCAGCUGGAUGCCAGGCCCAGCCGCACCGGCCGACGUCAGCUACCACCUCUACAUGUGGGCAUCCCUUCACGGCAACGUGUCGGAAUGCAGCUGGUACAUCCUUGAUUCCACGGGGACGCGGGUGGGCUGCCACUUCGAGAACCUCGACGAGCCCCACAACACGGACAAUUACUUCUUCCUGCUGAACGGGACCAGCAACGAGACCGCCAUCAAAUUUCUGGACUCGAUUCCCUUUGUAGGCAAGGAUAUAGAAAAGUAUAACCCACCAGCCAAUGUCUCGGUCACCUACAAUGGGUCCUAUUACAUCGUGCGCUGGGACAACCCCAAGAUCCGAUUCCACCUUUCCCAUCACAUCCUGUGCUACGAAGUGGACGUGCAGAGAAAGGGCAGCGUCUCCAAGGGGGAACCCGUUUUCCAAAGAGGAGAAGACGAAAAUAAGUACCUGCUGCCGGGCGCCACCGUGACGGGGGAGCACGCCCUGCGCGUGCGCGUGAAGCACGCCUACGGGACCAUCUGGAGUGACUGGAGCGCCACCUGCUCUUUCGGCUUCCCUGAAAAGGAUUUCAGAGGAUUCCUUGUCAUCCUGGUCGGGCUGCUGGUGGGGGCAGUGGCUUUGUUCAGCAUGGGCCUGAUGUUUCUCUGUAAAAGGUUCUCCCUGAAGCAAAAGCUGUUCCCGCCCAUCCCGCAGGUGAAGCAGGACCUGGCGAGCUCCUUCAUGUCCAACCUGGAGACGGCCUGGGACAGGGGCCACCCCGCGCCGGGCUCCCAGGACCCCGAGGACAUCCUCACAGUGGAAGAAACGCGGUGCUUUGCCCGCUGAGACCUGGAGGUGCUGGGUCGGGCCCCGCACCCCAGUCCUUACGAAAACGCCGCCGUAGUGGGACCUCUGAUGCAUCCGCGAUAGGACUCGGCGCGGGCCCCUCGCCGGCCCCUCGACCCCGCGGCCCCCGCCCCUAGCAUGGACUCAGUCUGCAGCCGCCGCCCCGCAGGUUCCCGCGCCCCACCCGCGACCCCCGCCCCCCCGGCGCCCGCGGGAUGGACCUGGCCCCCCAGCUUGGACGCGCCCGGCGGGUGGAAGAGGAUGAGUCCCACACACAGCGGUCCAGAUUGUCCGCAGCGGCACAGAUUUGGGGACAGACAAGUCGGGAGUCACCUGUCCGCACUGGGCAGCCCGCCCACAAGGGGGCGAAAUAAACACACACGCGAUCGGGUAUUAGGGCAUCGCAGGGGUUGCCUGUGGGCACAGCUUCGUGGUUCAAGUUCCUGGCGGAUGCUGGUCCGCAGAGGAGGAGGGAGAGAGCCCUUUCCCGGCGGGUGCGCUUGCCGGGGGUGCAUGUCGUGGCCUCUGUGGGUUCCUUUGCUGCUCUGGUUCCUGUGUGUCUUCCCCUUCCAGCAAACUGUGCAUUUUAUCGAGAACCCUUUAUGAACGAGGUUAUGUAACUUAAGGUUACAAUACAGUGGGUCGCCACGGGUUAAGGUGACGCUCCAUGUAUUGUAAGAUGGGGGUGCCAUUCCCUGGUGGCUCAGCGGAUUGAGGAGCUGGUGUUGUCACUGCUGC